CCCGGCUUCAGGAUGCGGGAGGUGGCCUCCAUGUACUUCACCAUGAUCGCCGUGUUCCUGGUGGUGCUGGUGGUGGCCCUGCAAGGGACGGCUCCGCGGGAGAGCCCCUUCCCCUACACGGUGCCGCUGGAUCCCCAGGGGCUGCUCGAGCUCUCCUGGAACGUGAGCUACCCGCUGCGCCUGGUGCAUUUCCAAGUGCUGGUCAAGGAGCCCAAGUUCGGGCUCCUCUUUGGGAUGUCGGACCGGGGCGAGUUCGAGAACGCGGACCUGGCCGUGCUCUGGAGCGAUGGGCGCAACUCGUAUUUCGGGGAUGCCUGGAGCGAUGAGGAGGGGCAGCUCCACAUGGAUUCCCAGCAGGACUACCAGCUUCUCGGGGCACACAAGGCCCCCGAGGGGCUCUACUUGCUCUUCCGAAGAGCCUUCAGCACCUGCGACCCCAAGGACUACGUUAUAGAGGACGGCACCGUGCACCUCAUCUACGGGAUCCUGGAGCAGCCGGUGCAUUCCCUGCAGGCCAUCAACACCUCGGCCAUCCCCACGGGGCUGCAGCGGGUGCAGCUGCUCAAACCCAACAUCAGCGUCCCGGAGCUGCCCAGCGACAUGCAGAGCAUGGCAAUAACGGCCCCCGACGUCGUCAUUCCCAGCCAGGAGACGACCUACUGGUGCUACAUGGUAGAGUUGCCGGAAAAGUUCCCCAAACAUCACAUCGUCAUGUACGAGCCGGUGAUCACGGCGGGCAACGAGGCGCUGGUGCACCACAUGGAAGUGUUCCAGUGCGCGGCGGAGCAGGGCAGCGUGCCCGGCUACAACGGGCCCUGUGACGCCAAGAUGAAGCCGGCGCAGCUGAACGUCUGCAGGCACGUGCUGGCGGCGUGGGCCAUGGGAGCGCAGGCCUUCUACUACCCCGAAGAAGCCGGUCUUGCCUUUGGUGGUCCAGGCUCCUCCAGAUAUUUGCGUCUCGAGAUUCAUUACCACAAUCCCCUGGUGUUCAAAGGCCGCCGUGAUUCCUCGGGCAUCCGUCUCUACUACACGGCCAGGCUGCGCCGCUACGACGCCGGCAUCCUGGAGCUGGGCUUGGUCUACACGCCCGUGAUGGCCAUUCCACCGGGAGAAGCCGAGUUCCAGCUGAGCGGCUACUGCACCGACAAGUGCACCCGGCUGGCGCUGCCGCCCGCCGGCAUCCGCGUCUUCGCCUCGCAGCUCCACACGCACCUGGCCGGGAGGAGGGUGGUGACGGUGCUGGCGCGGGAGGGCAGAGCGCGGCGCGUCCUCAACGCCGACACGCACUACAGCCCCCACUUCCAGGAGAUCCGCAUGCUGAAGGAGCUGGUUCCUGUUUUGCCCGGCGACGAGCUCAUCACGACCUGCACCUACAACACGCAGGACAGGAGCCGCGCAACGGUGGGUGGUUUUGGCAUCAUGGAGGAGAUGUGCGUCAACUACGUGCACUACUACCCCCAGACGCAGCUGGAGCUGUGCAAAAGCGCCGUGGACCCCGGCUACCUGCGCCGAUACUUCAACCUCGUCAACAGGUUCAACGACGAGGAGGUCUGCACGUGCCCGCGGGUCUCCGUGCCGCAGCAGUUUGCCUCUGUGCCUUGGAACGCGUUCAACAGGGACGUGCUGCGAUCGCUCUACGGCUUCGCGCCCAUCUCGGUGCACUGCAAUAAAUCCUCCGCCGUGCGCUUCCCGGGCGAAUGGGAGAAGCAGCCGCUUCCCGAGGUGACGGAGCUGCGGGAUGCGGCGCCGCGCUGCCCGCCCGCGCCGGCCGCCCGGCCCCCGGCCCCUGUGGCCCUGCACCUGGGCAGGGGGCAGUGA
Messenger RNA from Nothoprocta perdicaria, 1818 nucleotides. It is a transcript of the gene DBH, whose product is annotated as dopamine beta-hydroxylase. The coding region runs from base 13 to 1818 and encodes 601 amino acids. Gene Ontology annotation, cellular component: secretory granule membrane. Gene Ontology annotation, biological process: dopamine catabolic process; norepinephrine biosynthetic process; octopamine biosynthetic process. Gene Ontology annotation, molecular function: copper ion binding; dopamine beta-monooxygenase activity. NCBI's taxonomy places the organism in Eukaryota, Metazoa, Chordata, Aves, Tinamiformes, Tinamidae. The record is from RefSeq and is a predicted model, not a curated record. The transcript has 12 exons.